UUUUUUGCAGAUGGGAACAGACAACAUCAGUCAACAACAUCAGCUGCAAGAUGAUUCUCAAUUAGCAAUAUUCAAUUUUUCACCUCAAGAAGAACAACCAACAGAAAGAAUUUUGAAUAAUCAGCAAACCCAUGAUGCUCAUCAAUACCAGAAUGAUUCUAUCAUAGCUCCAGGAUUUUUUGCUGGGGGCUCUGGGGGUAACAAUAAUUUGGUGCAGUAUUGUGAGGCUCCUGCUGCUGUUUCAGGUUUGGAAGGUGCUCCUGAUUUCAUCCAGGUGGGUAUUCCUGAGCAAGGAUCAGAAAUAUCUAACCCUCCUUCCCAGGAAGAACCACCAGCAGCAGCAACUUCGACUAUUCAGCAAACUCAUGCCUUUCAACAACCCCAGAAUCAGCCCAUCAUAGCUUCAAUGAUGCCGGAAACAAGGAAUGUCAUACUGGUAUUGGCACAAUCCCAGCUUCCGGUUUAUGUGUUUCAGGAAGCUAAUUUUCCACCUGAAUCCGAAAACUAUAUGGGAAGGAUGUGUGACCCUGUUUCUGGUGCAAAAGUCGUUGCUGAGGGUUUUGGGGGUACCAAUACUGGGGUGCAAGUAUUUGGUGAGGCUUCUGGUUCCAGAGUGCAAGAGGUUCCUCAUGUCAUGCAGGAAAUGCUGCCACAGCAAAAUCCAGCACCGGUUUUCGAUGUUCAAGUGAAAUCUCCUGAAUUGGGCAACAAACCAAGCAAAUACAUUUGGUGCUCGAAGAUGAAUAAGUUGUACACGGAUCAGAAAAUCGAGGUGCCAAUGGAAGUCAUCCUUCCUGACGCCGAAAACGUGUACAUUUUGCGUGCUAAACUCGUUUUUGCUGAUGGCAAAAAGGAGAUUGUUCCCAAGUGCAAACGCUGCUCUCAAAAAAAUUUAGAAAAUGGCUCUUGCUCGCACAUCAUACAAGUCCUCAGUCCACACGGUGCCCAGUAUGUGGGCGAAGCCGGAAGUGGUGUGAAUAAGUAUGUGGAGCUGAAGUUGGCGAAACCCGAACCGGGUUCCGGCACCAGUACCCGAUUCACCAUGAUGUUGACGUGUCGGGAUUCCUGCCUGGCUUCCCAGUACAAGAAACGGGAGCGAAUGCUUGUGUUUCAAUUGUACAACAAUGAUGGGGCUUUGUUGAGUGAGUCGAAGAUGCUGGUGAGGGUUUGUGCGGAUCCGAAACGGGAUUGGAAUAAUGACUGCAGGAACAAGCCGGAAGCUGGAAAAGAGAACAAGCCGGAAGCUGGAAAAGGGGGAAAGCGGAAAUUGCCAAGCGCUACGUUGACAGAGGAAGAGAGGGCAUUUUAUUUGGAAAUUGCCAAGGCUCUCAAUUUUGCUGAGUAUGUGAAGAAAUUCCGUCCUGAACUCUACAAGGAAAUUGAAAAUGAAAUGAAGCCCAUUUUCAAAAUCAGAAACUUGGAGGAUCCAAAUAUCAUUAUAGAACCCGGUUCUCUGUAUUCAAUUCCCGAAAUGUCGUACAACUGCUACAACCGUCCAGAACCAGUGAUUCCCCAGGGUUACGGAACUGCGAGUGACGUUCUUAGGACUUACAAUGAACUCGAUGGCACUGGAGUCCGCCAAAAUUGGGCUGAUUUGUCGAGUGAGGUUCAGCGAGUGGCCAAGAACCAUUCGUACGCCAACGUCAUCUCGGAUGCCAAACAAGGAUGGCGAUUCAAUGCGGCUCUCGCGGCUGCUCAAAGACACCGUCACGACGUCGUGAUGGACGACGAUGUCGUGAAACGACUGGACGAGUACAAGAAAUUCGAGAAAAUCGGCAACAGUCUCCCUGGGACGGGUUUUGUGGACACUGGACCAUCCUUGCCCAAGACUGGGGAUUACUUGACUGACAAACCCGAGCGAUUGUCUGAUUACGAGCGAUGGGUGCUGAACCGGAGAUCCGUGUUUGCGCUCAGGAACAAACUUCCACCUUUGUCAUCAGACCGAGACGAGAUGACCAAGGGUUUUGUGAGCAAAGGUGAAGCGGGUUGUCUGUGGACGGAGGCAGCCAUGAAGCGCAACAGAGCCAUGUUCAGGCGCAACCAGCUCUGUCAAAAGUUCAACAGCAUGGUGGAUGAAUGCAGGGUUGCUGUGGAGGAGAUGGUGAGAGACAAUGGCCAUGCACAAGGUCAAAGAGCCAGAAUACUGACUGACCUCAUGAAGUUUAAAGAAAGCUCCGCUGUCAGGAAGGCACUCUACACUUCCAUGGCUGAGUUGCAUGAGUACAUCAAUGAUGUGCAGUUUGAGAUCUUCAAAUCAGAACAGUUGGCUUUGGAGUUGAGAAAGGCUGAUACAUCAUAUUCUCAGGAAGAGGAUUCAUUGGAGCAACUGGGUCAAGAUUCUAGCAUAUUUGUCAUCAUUGAACAGAUUGACCAGGUCUUGGAUUUCUUCCUGAAUGUCUCACCUUAUUUGCUGACAGAGGCUCAGUCAAUGACAGCAAACAUGGAGUUGAAUGAAAUCAUUAGAUCUUGGAGAGAUUGUCACAUGCAAAAUGAUGCUUGUGAUUAAUGGGGUUUGAGUCAGUCAUGUUCUGCUGGGGAAUUUUGUUCUGAAAUGCCUGAUGAUCCUUUUCUUUAUGACUGCCAAAAUUUUCUGCUUCUUUUCUUCUGCAAAUUUUCUUCUUCUGAGAUAGUAAAUUGAUUGAUUCCUUU
Molecule: messenger RNA, 2649 nt
Organism: Notodromas monacha
Lineage: Eukaryota; Metazoa; Arthropoda; Ostracoda; Podocopida; Cyprididae
Source: the annotation of a GenBank genome assembly